Messenger RNA from Gracilinanus agilis (Agile Gracile Mouse Opossum), 574 nucleotides. RefSeq names its product progestagen associated endometrial protein (gene PAEP). The coding region runs from base 1 to 522 and encodes 173 amino acids. Lineage: Eukaryota; Metazoa; Chordata; Mammalia; Didelphimorphia; Didelphidae. Gene Ontology annotation, molecular function: small molecule binding. The record is from RefSeq and is a predicted model, not a curated record. The transcript has 7 exons.
AUGAAAUUCCUUCUGCUCACUGUUGGUUUGGCCCUCAUUGGUACCAUCCAGGCCAUUGAAAACAUUUACCCCCAGAAAGAUGUGGUGGUUGAAGAGCUUUCAGGGAGAUGGUAUCUCAAGCAACUGGUAUCAACCAUGGACUUCCCAAGAAACCUGCUGGAAAUAGACAUUAAGGAUGUUAGCCUUACUCCUGAAGGUGAUCUAGAACUGGUUAUAGCAAGAAGGACUGACAACUGUGUUGAGAAGAAGAUUCUUGCGAAGAAAACUGAGAAACCCGCUGUAUUUGAGAUUGCUGUUCCCUCAGAGCAUGACUUGCACACACUCACUAUGGUUAAAACCGACUAUGACAACUUUACCCUCGUUUGCUUGAACAUGGAUUCCCUGGAGAAAAAGGCAUGUGCCUAUUAUGUUAGAAGAAUAGAUGAACACAAAGGAAUGGAAGAAUUCAAGAAAAUUCUCCUGACUUUCCCUAUGCCUUACACAGUGACUGAUUUCAUUCCACAAGACAUGUGCCGUUUUUAGGGAAAGCAGAGGAAGUUAUCCUCCUCCAGGAUCACCUCUCAGCAUGGCAGAA